Messenger RNA from Hirsutella rhossiliensis, 330 nucleotides. Its product is annotated as methyltransferase domain-containing protein. NCBI's taxonomy places the organism in Eukaryota, Fungi, Ascomycota, Sordariomycetes, Hypocreales, Ophiocordycipitaceae. The transcript has 2 exons. The record is from RefSeq and is a predicted model, not a curated record. The coding region runs from base 1 to 330 and encodes 109 amino acids. Gene Ontology annotation, molecular function: O-methyltransferase activity.
AUGAAUGUCGGGGAGCACAAGGGCGCCAUUGUCACGGGCCUCAUUGGCGAGACGAAGCCCCAGGUCAUGCUCGAGCUGGGCGGCUACGUCGGAUACUCGGCCAUCCUCUUCGGCGCCGCCCUCCAAAAGGCCGGCGGGCGGCGCUACAUCUCCCUCGAGCGCAACCCCGAGUUCGCCGCCGUGGCCAGCUCUCUCGUCGACCUGGCCGGGCUCGCCGCCGUCGUCCACGUCGUCGUCGGCCCCAGCGCAGACUCCCUGCGCCGCCUGCACUCGCACGGCCACCUCGCCCGCAUCGACCUCUCUUCCUCGACCACUUGCGUAUUUUUCUAG